UCUAUACUAUAAAAAUCUGGUUACAUUUAGAAAGUGUAAAAAACAGUAGAGCUGUGCUUACAAGAACCAAGUUAUUAUUUCAUAAUGGUGCCGCACACAAGUGGCACAAUAUAGAACGUAAAAAUGCGAAAUAACAAGAUAUUAGAAAUUUCAAACACAAAUAAAUGUAAUCGUGCAGGGACUUCAGGAAUACCUUUUUUUGUGUGUGUGAAAACUUUGCAUUCAUUUUGGGCAAAGUUCCUAUUUUUAGUGUUAACCUGAAAACCUUUUGAGGGAACUCUAUUCUUUCUAUUAUAACUUUCUAUUUCUAUCUUUCUAUUAUAACUUUGCAACUAAUUUUCACUAACUGGCAACUACAUGUCUACUAACUCUAGUAGACUGUUAGGGUAGGUGUAGGGUUAAUAAAAUAAAUUGACAUACACUUGCAAAGUUUCUGAUAGUCAGUACGUUGUGAACCUAUUAAACCAAGGCCCGCAUAAAUUAUAGAUCGCUCCGUCGUUUGAACGGACUACUUUGUAUGAACAUAACUCGCUGAAUAAAAGGCCUGUCUGGGACACAGCUGCAUAAUGUGCUCUCUCGAGGCCAGCGGGUAUCUUAUUUUGUCCAGAGAACAGUUGAAGGUUUGAGAAGGGCACGCGAGGACACAGAGACGAGACGGAGCGUCGUGGUCAAAGCCCCCCGGCAGUGAAGUGUUAGUGCGCGCAUAAAGAGCAGAGACUCGGUCGAGUGCGCACUAGAUUACACACGUCUGCAGACUAUUCCCUGGCCCUCGUCGAACCGAGACACGGUUCUGUAUUAGCGCAAACAUGUAUGUAAAACUCUGCAAUUUCGGCAAAUACAAAGAAGGCAAGACUGAACCGAAACAGCUAGAGCCGGAUUCAGAUACAUCAAUAGAUAUUCACCGGAGACUCCGCGUUUACCGCAUCGUUUCGCUGAUUCUUUUUGUCCUCUGCGUCCUGUUGCUGAUCGUGGUGCUCGUGCUGCUUCUGAGGCUGACUGGGACGCCUCCAUGUCCGGAGGUAGAGCAAACUACCAGGUCUCUACUGGAACAUGAAUGCACUCUGGGCAAAUGCCAAGAGCUUCACCAACUGCCUCAGCGUAUGUGCAGUGACUGUGGCAAGGGCUGGCUGAGGUUCGAGAAUACUUGUUACUUCCUGUCUCAAAACCGCCUCACCUGGCAGCAGAGCAGGGAGGAAUGCCAGAGGAUAGGAGGGGAUCUUGCCAUCAUUACUAAUGAACGUGUGCAGAUGUAUCUGAACAAGAAAGGGGAUUUGCACUACUGGAUUGGGCUGAAUCAUUUGGGGGCAAAUAAAUGGACAUGGAUUAACAACACUGUAUUGACAGUGAGAUAUUGGGGAGAUGUUUCUUCCCCUGGAGAGUGUGCCAUCUUGGCUGCAAAUGAACCAGCUGAACGGAGCUGGCACCCAUCUUCCUGCGAUUUAUACCUACAGUACAUCUGUCAAAAGAUGUAGAUGUCCUCAACCACACCCAUUGACAUCACAUAUAUAUCUGGAUAUCAUAUCAAUCAUAACAAGUCUUCAAGAUUAUCAUCUUUUCUCUAAAGAUCCUAGUCAGAAAUAGUGACAUUUGGUCCAUCAACACAGUUUUUUUGUACAUUUUCUGUGGAUUAUGGAGCAUUAUAGGUAGAGAAAAAGGCAGUUUUAGUAAAUAUCCCAUUUAUUUGUAUUAUAAUUGAACUAAUUUCUAACCAGAUCGAUCAUGUAUACAAAGCCUGUUUAUUUGCACUAAAUAUGGUCUAAUGGUCACACGAUCAUGUUCUGAAUUGCUUUCUCUGAAAUGUCUUUGUGUAUUGCUUAAAUAAACUUUCACCUUUAUAUUUAACAAUAAAGAGAACCACAAUGCA
Messenger RNA from Puntigrus tetrazona (Sumatra barb), 1864 nucleotides. RefSeq lists its product as uncharacterized. The coding region runs from base 807 to 1472 and encodes 221 amino acids. NCBI's taxonomy places the organism in Eukaryota, Metazoa, Chordata, Actinopteri, Cypriniformes, Cyprinidae. The transcript has 6 exons. The record is from RefSeq and is a predicted model, not a curated record.